Micropterus salmoides (largemouth bass) is the source of this 3184-nucleotide messenger RNA. RefSeq names its product coxsackievirus and adenovirus receptor homolog. Gene Ontology annotation, biological process: negative regulation of T cell proliferation; cellular response to lipopolysaccharide; immune response. Gene Ontology annotation, cellular component: external side of plasma membrane. The transcript has 4 exons. NCBI's taxonomy places the organism in Eukaryota, Metazoa, Chordata, Actinopteri, Centrarchiformes, Centrarchidae. The coding region runs from base 165 to 698 and encodes 177 amino acids. The record is from RefSeq and is a predicted model, not a curated record.
AGUCACCAAAGAGGCCGGUUAUGUCGUCCCUCCCGCUAGAAAGCCAAUCUGAUCUGCUUUGACCAAACAGUCUAUAUCUUUGGCUUUGACCAAACUACAGCUACAGAGCAGGAAGAAGAACUCAGUCUGGUCUCAGCUCCAUCAGCUGCUGCAUCUCUGCUGUCAUGUUCACUUUAACAUCAGAGCUGUUCCUUACUUUGUUCGCAAGUUCAUGGAUCUUUGUUCUGUGUCAAGAGACACAGGAGGUGAAGGCUGGAGAGGACGCCACUCUUCAGUGUCAGAGUCACGGAGGGGCUGACAUCACAGUGAUAGCGUGGAGCAGAACUGACCUGAAGCCAGAUGAUGGUUAUGUCUUCUUCUUCAGAGACAACCUCUUGCGUAAAGAUGACCAGCAUUCAUCUUUUCAGGGUCGAGUGAAUCUGAGAGAUCCAGAGAAGAAGAACGGAGACGCUUCUGUGAUUCUGAAGAACGUCAAGAUCAACGACACUGGAACAUAUGAGUGUCGGAUUGGAGAAGGAAACAAGGAAGGCAAAUCUGAUCCCAGCAGCGUCAUCAAGUUGACAGUGACAGGUCACACAGAUGGACACAAGGAGGGAGGAGACAAGGAGGGAGGAGACAAGGAGAGAAAUGUUGGACUAAAAGUCGACCUGCCAGUUGUUCUUCUUCUUGCUGUUGCUGUUGGUGGUUUUAUGUUCUAAAAAUCACAAAGGUCACACAGCUGGACACAAGGAGGGAGGAGACAAGGAGGGAAAUGUUUCACAGACAGGUGGUGUGCUCGCUCUUGUUGGUGCUGGUUUUAUGAUCUUUAGAAAAUGUUAAGGAAGCACUGAAUUAUAAUUCAAAAGGAAAUUCUGUAGUGAUCUUUAUUUCUCAUAUAACCAACUAAAUGUUUUUGAAUUUGUAUUUUACGGCGCUCCAAAGGGUCACUGCAACAAUAUUUACUUUUAUACUUUUGCAUUCCAUCUCAAUAUGUUUGACAUGACUUCAGAAUACAUUUCUCCUUCCAUUCGUUCUGAGCCACAGUUGUGUCCAGUGUUUCCCACAGCAGCUUAUUUCAUAUUUCACCCUUUUUACUCCACUGAAUUUUCCACCCGUGUUUACUCACUACUUGAAUCGUAUCGUGAUUUUUUCUUGCACUUCUCACAAGCCCCAUCUCUCUCUAGUCUGUCAUGCACAGCUGCACACAAAAAAUAAAGGUGCUAACUAGAAACAAAAAUGGUUCUUCAGAGUGAAACCACAGAAGAACCAUUUUUAGUUCCAAAAAGAACCUUUUAGCAAGUAGUGCUUUAAAGAACCAUUUCUGCAAACGUUUUUUUGAGGAUCCUUCGAGGUGAGAGGCGGCCGCCUUGCAGAUUCAGUGUCACUUAUCACUUCCUGUGGCGCUACAAAGCACUUGGCGCUACAACUAUAAGUUAGUAUUGGCAUGUAGAUGUGACUGUUGUCAAGCACGUAAAGUUUGGUACAGAUUUGAGCAGGUACAGUAGUGUGUAGCAUGGAGCUUUGCUGCCACGCCAUCUAUACGCCGUUAAGGAAACCCACAAACUUUACAAUAUGACAUCAUCAAUAUGUAAAGGGUUUGUUUUCUGAGAUAGUUUUGAAGCAGAUAUAGCCAACCUGCAAGAAGUGCUUCAUCACAGCAUAAAUGUAGUCACUUCCUGUUGCCAGCAGAUGACUUUGAGUCAAUAUUGGCACAUUGAUGUGUUCAGGGCGCGACUCUUAUGUAUUCCAUUUGGUACAGAUGUGAGGAUGUAGACUGAAGUUACAACAACUUCCUGUUUUAUUGCAAAUCAUCGAUUUUUGACGCCACGGCGUUCCACAAAAACUCACCGUUCACACAACUUUUAUUCAUCAAUGGGUUUAGACUGCACAGCACAAAUCUGAAGUCGGUCUAAUUCUGUUUUGUAGAGGUUUAUUUAUUCUUAUAAAACAGGUAGCUCAAAUCAAGCAAUCUGAUUGGUUCAUAGUAGUGAUAUAAUGAGCGUAUACAGUACAACGGAUAUGACGUCAAAUUCCUUCGCACAGAUCCGGAUCACUCCGCAAUGAACAGGGUUCGAGUUAUAAUCUGAGCUUAGUUAGGAGUCUCACACCCCAUUUACACCUGGUAUUAAAAUGCAGUCUGAUAGGCUCCAGAUUUUACCAGCAGUGAUAAAUAAAUAAUGAGAGAAAGAUAAACCAUUGAUUACUAUGUGAUGCCCCUUAACUGUGAUAUAAUAAGCGUGUACCACGGCCUGUCUGACUUAAUUAGACCGACAGAUGGAGAAAACAGUUUUAAAGGAGGGAGGAUGAUAGUGGGAGCGCAGUGUGAGGUUAGUCUAAUUAUAGUUACCUUACAAUCAUUUAAAAUAAGUUUUAAUAUGAAUAUAAAUGGUUUCCUUCUGGGUAAAUACAUGAAUGCUGUGAACAUAAGUAAGAUCUCCAAGUACCUUUUAUCCACUUUAGAAAUUCAGAAUUCAUACUGUGAUGAUUUGCUGAUUAAAAUCCUCCCUCCUUUAAAACAGCCUGCUUCAACUGUUAGACAAUAUGUAUAGAUUAGGAAAGGCCUCUUGAUCUAGGAAUUUGGUUUAGUUGAUUGAUACUUUGGUAUCAAGUAUCAAUGUAGUUUUUCAGAAGCACAAAAAUAAUAAUAAUUUAUUUUGAUACAUGGCAUCGCUGCUGUAGUUUGAUGGAUCUUUGUCCAUCCCUGUAUGUACUGUAUCCAUAUGAAGCUACAUGUAUUGAUCAGAAAUGUGAACAGUUCUUUAUUUCACAUCUGUUUAAAUUUGCUGACUUUGCAUUAAAAGCCUGGAAAAUAAAGUACACUGGAGUCUUGAAUUUGACCCUGGUGUCUCCAGUAGGCUACUGUAAACUCUACUACUGUAAUCCACAACACAUCAUACCUGAACUGUGUGUCUGUGUCUGUUUCUGGCAGCCGUCCACUGUUUUUCUUUGCCUUUAAACACAUUUUACCACAAUAUAAAACUAGUGCAUUAAGUCCUGCUUUCAAAAUGUUCAUUAAGUCAAAGUAUUAGCUAUGUAUACCUACUUUACAUAAUGUUGGCAGAUAAAUCUAUAUUAAUGCUUCAUGUUGUAAAACAUUAAUCUGCAGAGUAACUUGUUAAUACUGUCUACAUGUUUUUAUUUCAAUGUAUUUUUAUUUCAAUGAAAAUCUCUGUUUUCUUGCCAAUAAAGCUUCACUGAAUUAACC